AUGCUGAGAAGGAAGAGUUCUCAGAGAAACCCAAGAGAGUCGCAAAGCAGCACUAGAUACUCGAUGGAGGUCACGAGGCAAGCAGCAUCGCGCGGGAAAGAAGAGCAGAAGCCGGGAGACGAUCGGCUGGGAAAUUGGAUGAGCUGGGGCCCGGACGAUUCGGUGCCUCGCUCACUCACGCUGCCUCCCGUCACCACCUCAGUUCGGUCAUUCUGUCGCAACUGGCGCGCCAUCUGCGCCAUCCUCGCGGAACGGGGCCCUGACAACACUAAAUCCGCCCUGAGGGGCGAGCGACGCCUGGCAAUUGGCCCUCCGGAGCAAUGUGUCAGGCGACAGGGCAUGGCCGCAUGGCUGGUGAGCUCCAGCUACUAUACCUUAUGGGCUGACGGCGGGACAAGGAACUGUCAAACUGUAAACUUUGUCUUUGUCAGCCAACCUAAGCAGCUCAGCACGCGACCAGACGAAGACAUCCGACGACAACAUACCUUGCAGCUGCCACUUGGCUGCAUCUCACAGACGGAGAGACCUCUGACGGCGAGGGAAAAGUCUCAACCACGGCUCAUCGAGUGUUCACUCGCAACCUCAAACAUGGCCAAAAAGGGGACCAAGGAAAAGAGGGUGAAGGAUCCUAAAGGCAUCCCCCUUGCCCAGCCUGAUCGGUCAGCUCCCAGCGAAGCCACUUUGCUGCAGAUGGCCCAAGACCGUGGUCUUUUCAAGCAGGCCGACAAGGACCCGCGGAAUAAGAAUUUGCCCAAGGGUGCUGUCCGAAUUGACAGGCCGGGUAGCGAGGAUAGUGACGAUGAUGAGGACGACGAAGAGGCCUUGUUGUCUCCCUUGAUGGAGCGCAUCAUGGACACACUGCUCUGGACUGUAAGUCUUGCCAUGGUACACGGCACCCUCGACGUGCUCGUCCAGAAUCAGUAUGCCAAGGAGAUCGAAUGGCCCAAUGUCUUCAGCCGUACCCUCGUUGCGUUGAUGGUGCUCUUCUUUCUUUUCUAUAAUCUCCAUGCUUUCCCAUCCAGCCCAAACCUUAUCCCGGGACUGCCGGCUCGUUACCAGCAUGCCAUUCGACAGGCCAUCUUCUUCGUGGCCGGUGUGUGGGCUGGAUGCCAUCUGAUUUACAUCACCAACAAGUUCAGUUAUCUGUAUAUCAUGAAACAGGCCCCAACUCUGGGAUGUGUAUGGAUUUGGUCAAUCUUGGAGCUUGACCUUCCCGUGGCGGUGGCCAGCCUGGCGGUGGCAGACUGCGAACUGGCCCGCCGGUGGUGCCUUCGAUUCUUCAACUCGCUUGGAAGCUGUUGCGAGGGACUGGAUAAUCGGCGCGACCUAACGGGAUCGGCCAACGGUGAAUCUGGACCGUGGCUGAGUCGACUCCGAUGCAUCAGACGAUAG
Molecule: messenger RNA, 1392 nt
Organism: Colletotrichum lupini
Lineage: Eukaryota; Fungi; Ascomycota; Sordariomycetes; Glomerellales; Glomerellaceae
Exons: 7
Coding region: 1-1392 (463 amino acids)
Source: RefSeq, a predicted model, not a curated record